Trichogramma pretiosum is the source of this 1867-nucleotide messenger RNA. It is a transcript of the gene Art1, whose product is annotated as protein arginine N-methyltransferase 1. Gene Ontology annotation, biological process: peptidyl-arginine methylation. NCBI's taxonomy places the organism in Eukaryota, Metazoa, Arthropoda, Insecta, Hymenoptera, Trichogrammatidae. The transcript is spliced from 3 exons. Bases 160 to 1323 code for a protein of 387 amino acids. Gene Ontology annotation, cellular component: nucleus. The record is from RefSeq and is a predicted model, not a curated record. Gene Ontology annotation, molecular function: protein-arginine N-methyltransferase activity.
CACGCAGUAGGCAAUACGACGCUGUAGUAGUACUGUACUAACUGGCAACUGCCCCACACAUACACAGUAACAGUAGUACAGUACACACUGCUGCACAGUACGGCAACUUGAGUUCACAGAUUAAAUAUAUAUAUAAUAAUAUUUCACAAAAUUCUCAAAAUGGCGACUGCCGAGCAAGUGCCGGUAUCAAGCAUCAACGACAUUCAGAACUUAAAAGCCGAUAAUUUGACACAAUCGAAAAUGGAAAGCAUGGACGUUGCUGAGUCAGUGAAUACCGAAGUUACUAAUAAAGAUGCCACUUCCUCAAAUGGCAAAGAAAAUAAUAUUGCUGUUGAAGAUAUGACUUCUAGAGACUAUUAUUUUGAUUCUUAUGCCCAUUAUGGCAUUCAUGAAGAAAUGUUGAAAGAUGAAGUUCGAACAGUAACUUAUCGCAACUCAAUGUAUCAUAACAAACAUUUAUUCAAAGGAAAAAUUGUUCUUGAUAUUGGCUGUGGAACAGGCAUUUUAUCAAUGUUUGCUGCCAAAGCUGGUGCAGCUCGUGUAAUUGGAAUUGAAUGCUCUAAUAUUGUAGAGUAUGCUAAAAAAAUUGUUGAAGCUAAUCAUUUAUCCGAUGUUGUUACCAUUCUUAAAGGAAAAGUAGAAGAAGUUGUUUUACCUGACGGCAUAGAAAAAGUUGACAUCAUUAUAUCUGAGUGGAUGGGCUAUUGCUUAUUUUAUGAAUCUAUGCUUGACACUGUGCUUUUUGCUCGAGAUAAGUGGCUACGAGAAGAUGGUAUGUUAUUCCCAGAUAAAGCUUGUUUAUAUAUUUGUGGAAUUGAAGAUCGACAAUACAAAGAUGAAAAAAUAAAUUGGUGGGAUGAUGUUUAUGGUUUUGAUAUGAGUAGCAUUCGACAAGUUGCCAUUAGUGAACCUCUAGUUGAUGUUGUUGAUCCAAAACAGGUUGUUACAAAUUCCUGUCUCAUAAAAGAAGUUGACUUGUACACAGUUACCAAAGCUGACCUAACUUUUUCAUCUCAGUUCAUGCUUCAAGUGCGUAGGAAUGACUAUGUUCAAGCUCUUGUCACAUUCUUCAACAUUGAAUUUACUAAGUGUCAUAAGAGGAUCGGUUUUAGCACAGCUCCAGAAGCUCAAUAUACGCAUUGGAAACAAACAGUAUUCUAUUUUGAUGAAUACAUGACUGUGAAAAAAGGAGAAGAAAUCUAUGGUACUUUCUCUAUGGAGCCCAAUGCACGGAAUUAUAGAGAUCUUGACUUUACAAUUGAAAUAGACUUUAAAGGUGAACUUGGUCAGGUACAUGAGUCAAAUCACUACCGUAUGCGCUGAUAUUUUAAAAAAUAAUGGUCAAGACCACAAUAAUUACAUAGUACAUUUUUAAAAUAUGAAAUACUACGUGACUGCAUAAAUCUUCAAUUUUACAAUUAUGAAUAAGUAAUUGUUUUGUAAUUAAAGUCACAAACGAUUAAUAAUUGACUAAAUUAAAUUAAAUUAUAUUACGUUAAAUAGCAAGUUUUGAGUUCACCCAUGUUUGUUAUCAUUUAGCACUUGUUGCUGGUCAUCAUUACUGCUGACUCAGAUGACAAAUAAUUUUUUUAUUCUUACAAAUUAUAAAUAAUUAAAUAGUACAUAAUAUUUUUUGCCAAUUUUGAAUACAUUUUGUAAAAAAAUUUUAUUAUGAUUUGUAUGUUCAGUUAUAACAUAAUGAUCCAAAUAUGUAAUUAAAUGAGUUUUUAUUAUUAAUAUGUAACAUAUAAUGUUUAAAAAAACAAUAAUGAUACAUCUAAAUUACUGUAAAAAUAUUUUCAAUGACCUCUGGUUUGAAUUUUUGUGCUGAUCAUGAUUUGAAUAAUAUGAUUUUUAAAUAACCAAA